Messenger RNA from Megalops cyprinoides (Indo-Pacific tarpon), 4215 nucleotides. RefSeq names its product VPS37B subunit of ESCRT-I a (gene vps37ba). The record is from RefSeq and is a predicted model, not a curated record. Gene Ontology annotation, cellular component: ESCRT I complex. The transcript is spliced from 4 exons. Lineage: Eukaryota; Metazoa; Chordata; Actinopteri; Elopiformes; Megalopidae. Gene Ontology annotation, biological process: protein targeting to vacuole; protein targeting to membrane; ubiquitin-dependent protein catabolic process via the multivesicular body sorting pathway. The coding region runs from base 91 to 924 and encodes 277 amino acids.
GGGCUGUUUAUUCUCUCAGUGCUCUGAGCCAGAGGGGAGACCUCGAUCAGGAUUAGUUUGUUAGCAAACACUCCACCGCCCGUAGUAGAAAUGUCCGGCUUCGGGAACAAAUUCAGUUCUUAUUCUUUGACGCAGUUAAACGAAUUACUUGAAGACGAUGAAAAGCUCAACAAAAUUGUUCAAGAAAUGGAUGAGAUCCGGGAGGUGCAGCAGACCAAGGAGAUGACCCUGGCCAGUAACCGCAGCCUGGCAGAGCAGAACCUGGGGCUCCAGCCCAGACUGGACUCUCAGAAGAAUGAGCUCACCAAACGCUACCGCUGCCUACAGGAGCUGUUUGAGGCCUACCAGCUGCGCAAGUCCACUUUAGAUCAGAGUUCUGGGAACGGCUCACUGGACACCCUGCUGGCCCUGCUGCAGGCGGAAGGAGCCAAAAUCGAGGAGGAGACAGAAAACAUGGCAGACUCCUUCCUGGAGGGGGAGGUGUCCCUGGACACCUUCAUCGAUGAGUACCAGAGCAAGAGGAAGCUGGCCCACCUGCGGAGAGUGAAGAUCGACAAGCUGCAGGAGAUGGUGCUGAAGGGUCACCGGCUGCCGCAGGCCGCAGCUCCGUCCGCCCGCCAGGAGGUCCCCGCCGCGCCCGCCUCUUUCCGCAAAGACUCCAGCAGCUCUCCGGUGCCUCAGCCCAGGAGAGCACCUCCCCCUCCGCCCGCUCAGAUGGCCCCGGCGGCCGCCCCGCAGCCCGCCCCCCUCUUCUACCCCGCCACUCCCUACCCCCCCAUCCCCCCCAGGGUGAGCAACCCGCUGCCGAAUCACACCCAGGGCUACCCCCACGCCCCAGUGCCCUUCGUCCCCCAGUACCCCCCGGCACUGCCUCAGAGGCCACCCCACCGCAUGGCUCCACAGCCUGGCUUCAUCAUGCAGUGACGGGGCCUCCGCCCUGCAGAGCUCGGCCUGCUGCAUCUGAGGUACGGCGUGUGUGUUCCUGGGGUCUCUCUCUUCACCGGCGUGGCAGAGGAACGUGCAGGGGAGUACAUCGUCCUUUGUCUGUCUGGAUAUCUCAACAACCAUGGCAGCACUUACAGCAAAGCUGUGAAUCUGAGCAUAUUUGUGGAGGAGUGAUUCUGCACUCUUCCAUGUUUGAAUCCAAUCAGGAGGGGAGGGGGGGUUGAUUACAAUGUCUUUAUCCAUAGUUGAUUUCAUGUUUUUUUUUUAGCUGAAAAAGACUUGGUAGAUCAAGCAUUUUACAUACUGUCAUGUCAAGGUAUCCUUCCCCAUUACUUCUGUUGAUUUUGGUUACCCGUACUAUAUGUGUCAAAAGAGAAAAACAAACAGGUUGUGUUCAUUUUUUUAAAUUCCCAUGUUUUGACUGAAGAAAGCUUUACAUCGGUUCAGACCACAGGAGACAGUGGAUACUUGAUUAGAAGCUGGAAAGGCAGGAGUAAAUCUAGAUGCAAACAGACCUUACUGUGCUGUUUUAUACAUGUGAAAAGCAAAUAACUUGUUUUUGCCAUCCUAUUGGAAAGAAUUGAACAUUUUUGAUGACCAGGUUCAUUUUACAAACCGGCAACCAAAGAUGUUUUUACUUUACUGUGCCGUUUUCCUGUUAGAUUAGAUAAAUCAAUUAGAUAGGACUUACAGUACUUCCAACUAAUUGAAAACUGGAUUACAUAUGUUCAAAGUUUCUGGAUGGAGUGAAUUACCAGGAAUCCAUCAGAAAAGUAACUCCUUCUGUGUAUGCAUUAUGGCAAUUCACAUUUUGCCAAACUUAUUUCCCAUCUGUAAGGAUUCUAAACUGCAUAUCUACAACGUUAGGAAGUUACAGCAGAGAUACAGAUGUCCUCUCACAGUUCCCCUAAUGGUUGAUAAGCUUGCUUCAGGUGCAGCUUAGGGAGGAAAGGAAUGCUGUAAGCGAAAGUUCCCCCCUUCAGUCUCAGCUGGGCAUGUUGUUUGUGUGUGGUUUAGGGGGUGAAGCCUAGUACCCAGGCCCCUCCCAUUGUCCCCAGCAGAGUGCACUGUGGGGGUAUAUAGGACCCAUGUAAGUUGUGGCUCAGGGGUGCAGAGCGUUGACAAGCCAUCCGUUUCAUUUGCGUCUGCAGUCACGACUGUGCCAGCUGUCACCCUGUAAGCAGCAAUAAAGGCCACCAAGCAUGGUGCUCCUCUCCAGGAAUGUGUGUGUGCACUACAGGAGUGUGUGUGUGUGUGUGUGUGUGUGUGUGUGUGUGUGUGUGUGUGUGUGUGUGUGUGUAUUUUAUACUAUAGUAUAGCCUUUCAUUCUAUAGUAAGCCUAUAGUAUGCCUCACCUGGCAAUUAUACUCCUUCUCACUUACUCCUUGAAACGCCAACUGAGAUGUCUUUCUUCACAUAAAACCAAUAUGCAUAUAAAAUGUGACCAUUUGUAUAUACGUAUAUGUUUAAGGGAGUCGAUCUUAAAUCAAAGAGCUGCUCUAUGGAAACUUGACAUUUCUACCUGUCUAGUAACAUAUUUCUCAGUGUUUGAGUAUCAACAUUUCCGACUUCUUUGGAUUAUUUUGCACCAAUUCUCCCCAGCCUCCUGCCCCCAGUAAAUAGUGGAUAUAAUGAUCAUUAUUAUUAUUGCAACUACUAUAACCACCUGAGAGGAUACACCAGCACGCACGGCUGCAGUUGCAGUAUAAAGGUACGUUGGCGUGUUGAACUGGGUUUCAGAGAUGUGCUGUGUCUCGGUGGGAUCAGAAUUUAUGUAACUACAAUUACCAGGUUGUAGGGCCCUCGUUUUAUUACAUACAUUAUGUCAUAUCUCUUCAGGUCACAUUGUGGUUUAGUUUUUCUUGUCAGAUAUUUGCCUGCUGGAUGUCACUUUUAUUUUCACGUAUUUAGAUAACCACCUCCAUGGUUAAAUCCAGUGUGCAAGGUUUUUGGGCCUAGUAGGUUGCACUUCCACCCAGACUUGAUGGAACAGUAUGGUUUCAUUUCGCUGAGCUGGUGCACAUCGAUAUGAUAUGUCCCUCAUAAUCAGGAGGUGUGAGAAAAUAAUUCAGUAGCAUAAAAAGUAAUUAUGUGUCUGUCAUUAUGUGAACAUCUGAAGUAACCUAACUUAGAUUAGCACUACAGCAGAGGGGAAUUCCCGGUGGUGUUUGGGAUGCUCGUACUUAAGUCUGCCAUAUUAUCCCUCUCUACAGAUUGAAAACACUGACGCAAAGCCACUGUGUGCCUGUACUGAGCAGAGGGCCGGAGUCGAACUUGUCCUCGUUGCCCACUUAACUCCAUCAGGUGUGGGUCUUCCUGUCCCCUUCGGUUCUGUGAGUCCUUGUUGACCACAGAGCUUUGGCAGCAGGCACUGGCUAGGUCCCAGCUCCUCCCGAGUGCAGAGCAGCUCAGGGCACGGUUUCAGCGGGAGGGAGGAGUCCCUCUGUCGGGGUCCCACUCUUACAACUGGUGCUACUGCGCUGCAGCCAGGUCGCAUGUGAAUGACGACCUCCUCAGGGUGCUGGUCUGCUGCUGGCAAUACUCUUUCCACAGACACACUCCACUGGCAUUGUCUGGGAAGGAAGCGGUAUUGUUCUUGUGCACAUCUUUUGGUUCAUCGGCCUGAGGGAGUUUGGCUGCAUUUAGCAAAGAUAUUCAUUUUUUGAGUUACUGUUGAAAUCAGUGGACGUUUGUGUGUGUUGCACCACAUAUCAAAUGUCAGCAACAAUGUGGGGAAAUAACUGGUACAGCUUGGUGAGCAGUGGUGGGACAUUGAGGCUUCAGAAUGGAUAUAAUGGCUGAAGCUGUUAUGUGCUGACUUGUUAGAACCAAUCAAAAUACUUGACUCUUCACCGAAAAAUACUAUGUUUGGUUUAAAUCAGUAAGGCAUUGACAGUACAUGGUAGCUCUACCCAUUAUGGAGUUCAUAAAGCCUCAUUCUCCUUACUAUUUUUAGUUGUACAUUCUAGUGAGAAGCCAGGCUGAGUCAUCCACAACUGUAGGUGCAGAAAAGCCAUUUGCCAAUGUCGUCACAAAGAAAAAAAAAAUUGCCAAACUAACUGACAAAGACCUAGCAUGUUAUUUACCAUAAAUGUAGCUAUAGCCAUCCCUUUCUGUGUUCAUUUUAUUUUUAUCAGAAUUUGCAAGAUUUGGCACUCCUGUCUGCUGUAAACAUUUAGGACAGGUCUGUGACACAAGGGCCUGGGUAAAAUUGUAAAUCCCUCAGAAAUAGCUGUUUUAUAAUGUAAAAUAUUAUCUUUUACACUCCUA